AUGGUUUUCCGCGCUCCGAGUUGGACAGAAGAACUGCCGCCGAUCCCAGACGAUGUCGCUCUGUGUGACUUUAUGCUGGACGACAAGCAUGGCCGGCACCCAUUGGCGUCGUCGAAACACCCGUUCACCUGUGGAAUGACCGGGCGGACCUAUUCCUCUGCGAAGGUGGCCGAACGCGUUGAUGUCCUUGCUCGAGCCCUGGCGAAGGAGUUUGGAUGGCAGCCCAACAGGGGAACAGAAUGGCAGAAGGUGGUGGGAAUCUACAGUUUCAAUACGAUCGAUUUUCUCGUGCUUUGUUGGGCCAUCCACCGAUGUGGUGGUAUCGCGUCUCCCGCCAAUGCCAUGUACUCUGGCCCUGAACUCGCCUACCAAUUGAAAGAUUCUGGGGCUCAAUGUCUCUUCACAUGUAUUCCGUCGUUGCCAACUGCCCUAGAAGCAGCUGCGAAAGCUGGUAUCCCGAGAAACCGAAUUUAUAUCUUGGAUCUUCCCGUCGAGUUUACAGGGGCUGGCAAGGUCCCGGAGGGCAUGAGGACCCUAGAGCAGUUCAUUGUUGAAGGCUACUCACUACCAAAAUUGGAACGAUUGAACUUUGCGCCAGGUCAAGCAGCAAAACAAACGGCGUUUUUGUGCUACUCCAGUGGAACAUCCGGUCUUCCAAAAGGCGUAAUGAUUUCCCAUAGGAACGUCAUUGCCAACACUUUGCAAAUAGCGACAUUUGAAGCGCCCUUUAGAAGGUCUUUGAAACCCGCCGGCACAGACGGCUUUACGGACGUAGGCCUGGGACUACUUCCUCAGAGUCACAUCUAUUCCUUGGUGGUUAUGUGUCAUGCUGGGCCCUACCGCGGUGACCAGAUUAUCAUUUUGCCCAAAUUUGACCUCAAUCAGUAUCUUGAUACGGUUGAGAAAUAUAAAAUAGCCACACUUUUUGUGGUGCCUCCGAUUAUUCUUGCGAUGCUGAGAAGCAAAGAAUUAUGCGAUAAGCGAGAUUUGAGCGCAGUAAGGAGUAUUUUCACAGGAGCUGCUCCCUUGGGCAAAGAGCCUGCUGAAGAAAUGCAACAAUGGAAACCAUCUUGGUCCAUUAGGCAGGGAUAUGUUUGCACUACAAGUGCGCAUGACGUUUGGCUCGGCUCGUCCGGUUCAAUCGUCCCUGGGUUCGAAUGUAAAAUCAUGUCGCCCGAAGGUGUUGAACUGACAGGCUACGAUGAGCCCGGAGAACUGGUUGUGAAAUCUCCGUCAGUCGUACUGGGAUACCUUAACAAUGAGAAAGCAACCAAGGAGACAUUCCUUGAUGAUGGCUGGAUGCGUACUGGCGAUGAAGCUGUCGUCCGCGUUGCCCCGAGCGGCGUGGAGCAUAUUUUCAUCGUCGACCGAAUAAAGGAAUUGAUCAAGGUCAAGGGUUUGCAAGUCGCCCCAGCGGAGCUUGAAGCCCAUCUCCUCUCCCACCCUGCCGUUGCGGAUUGCGCUGUUAUUCCUGUCCCUGAUGACAGAGCCGGCGAAUUACCCAAAGCAUUCGUCGUCAAGAGUCCAUCAGCAGGGUUAGAUAAUGCAGCGACGGCACUCGCCAUCCAGAAAUACGUCGAAGACCACAAAGCACGACAUAAGUGGCUGAAGGGGGGCGUGGAAUUCUUGGACGCUAUUCCGAAGAGCCCAAGCGGCAAGAUCUUGAGACGCUUGCUGCGAGACCGGGAGCGAGAGGCGAGACGCAGAGCUGGCGCAAAGAUUUAA
Uncinocarpus reesii 1704 is the source of this 1725-nucleotide messenger RNA. RefSeq lists its product as uncharacterized. The record is from RefSeq and is a predicted model, not a curated record. Lineage: Eukaryota; Fungi; Ascomycota; Eurotiomycetes; Onygenales; Onygenaceae. The transcript is spliced from 6 exons. Gene Ontology annotation, molecular function: CoA-ligase activity. Bases 1 to 1725 code for a protein of 574 amino acids.